This is a messenger RNA of Olea europaea var. sylvestris, 818 nucleotides long. RefSeq names its product protein PGR-like. The transcript has 3 exons. Gene Ontology annotation, cellular component: membrane. The coding region runs from base 16 to 657 and encodes 213 amino acids. NCBI's taxonomy places the organism in Eukaryota, Viridiplantae, Streptophyta, Magnoliopsida, Lamiales, Oleaceae. The record is from RefSeq and is a predicted model, not a curated record.
CUUGUUAGCUAAUUUAUGUCAUCUUUCUGGCUUUCACUAUUUCUUCUUUACAGGAUACAAGUUCUAUUUAAUAGUGGCAUUGCAACCAUUUUAGUCUUGAUUGCUUGGAAGUUAGCUGGAUCACAAGAUAAUUGCCUAAAUUCAAAAGAAUCAAGACUUAUGACUGCUCUAAUGGGUGGUAUUAUUGGCCACUAUUGCUGCUGCAACGGAGACACCUGGUCAUCGGAGCUUGGAAUUCUUAGUGAUGACCAACCUCGAUUGAUCACAACCUUCAAGCCAGUUCAGAGGGGUACAAAUGGUGGGGUAACAAAAGCUGGACUUCUAGCAGCUGCAGCAGGAGGCAGUGUCAUUGGACUGGCAUUUGUUAUUUUAGGAUUCUUCACCACCAAAUGCCCGUUUGAUGUAGCUCUGAAGCAGCUAUUAUUGAUACCCCUUUCAGCUGUUGCAGGACUAUGUGGAAGUGUUAUAGAUUCUUUGUUGGGAGCAACAUUACAGUUCAGUGGUUUCUGCAGUGUUCGUAAAAAGGUUGUUGGUAAACCAGGACCGACUGUAAAGAGAAUCUCUGGUCUUAGUGUACUUGAUAACAAUGCUGUGAACCUCGUCUCAGUAUUUUUGACUGGUGUACUGACUUCCAUUGCUUGCUUAGUUAUUUUCUGAGAUUCAUAAUUCAAAUGGAUAAUAAUAUUGAGUUAUACAAUGUUCAAGAAUCAUGUUGUAUCCAUUAGCUUUACCAUCAAUAAGAUGAUACUGAAUUCAUCUUGGAUCAUGCACAAUUUUCUAAUUGAUAUAUGAGUGACAAAUUAUGAUCAUAUUUAGAG